AUGGGGUGCAAGCAGAGCGUAGCAUUCAAAGAGACUCGAAAGGUUGCGAUCGAACGCCCUUCUCCUCUCUCCUUUUCUUCUUUUUCUGAAACGCCUGAGAAGCACUCGUGUAGACAGGUCACUGUCUCGCAAUCUGAGAAGGACGAACAGAGACAAAGCCUUAACAGAGCAGUUACUUUGCGGGGGAUCUCUACUUCUGAAGGUCUUACAGCCUCAGCUGAGUCCCACGAGCACGAAUCCUCAGCCCCUCCUUCUCUUGAAGCUCGCUCAAAAGCAACAACCGGUACUGCCCGUAGCUGCUUUGUGUCGGCAAAAACUUUUCGAAGAUCAGGUGUGAAUUGUUCUGGAGAACAGAAGUUUUCCGAACAGCCACCAUGCGAAACGGGUGCAUCUCUGUGCAAGUUUCCGAAUUCUCGUAUGUCUGGCUGUGGAACACAGGCAGCAUUUUUUGGAGAAGUGCGGCAUAUGCCAUCAUUUUUGGGAACGGUUCAGAUGCACAACACGGGAGAGCAGUGCCACUCUGAAACACCGGGACCUGAAAAUCAGGCAGAAGAAGGAGGAUGUUGCAUUUCCAGAAUGCAGUCAAACCUCGACACAGACCGUGUGCUGUCACCACAUCAGAAAACAUGCGAAAAUCCGCCGGUGUCCACGAGAAGUCGUGAGGAAGAACCCCAAAAUAGCAAGAAAGAAGGCUGUGUCGCGCGGUUUCAGGUGAAUUGCGCUGAAGUUUCAUGUACCAAUCCUGAUAUCGAUGGCGCUUAUCCUACACAAUCACCAUCAAGGGAAUUGAAAGAAUUUAUAUCCCUUUACUAUUCAGCCAAGCAGAGGCCUGCCGCAGACUCCUGGGCCGUGCGUAAGCCAGGACAGCUUUACAGGGAUUUGAACAGAAAAUAA
Molecule: messenger RNA, 894 nt
Organism: Toxoplasma gondii ME49
Lineage: Eukaryota; Apicomplexa; Conoidasida; Eucoccidiorida; Sarcocystidae
Product: plasma membrane protein 62D16
Exons: 1
Coding region: 1-894 (297 amino acids)
Source: RefSeq, a predicted model, not a curated record